This is a messenger RNA of Pteronotus mesoamericanus, 8103 nucleotides long. It is a transcript of the gene XPO4, whose product is annotated as exportin 4. The transcript has 23 exons. The record is from RefSeq and is a predicted model, not a curated record. Lineage: Eukaryota; Metazoa; Chordata; Mammalia; Chiroptera; Mormoopidae. Gene Ontology annotation, biological process: protein export from nucleus. Gene Ontology annotation, cellular component: nuclear pore; cytoplasm. Gene Ontology annotation, molecular function: nuclear export signal receptor activity. The coding region runs from base 311 to 3544 and encodes 1077 amino acids.
GGCACCGCCUUCCAUGGUCAACAGUGAGCAACGCCAGCAUGCAGAGCACAUAUUCUUAUCAUUUAGGAAAUCCAAGUCACCAUUUGCAGUUUGCAAGCAUAUUUUGGUUCUUCAUGCUUUGGAAGUAACAGUUGAAGAGAGGUGAGGAAAGUUUGUGAAAAUUGUGAUCGGGGAUUAGCUGCCACCUGCCUGAGGUGUCUUCUGAGAGGAACUAACCUCUUUGUGGUGCUAGAGCAAGGUCACUGGAUUAAAAAAAAGAACAGAAACAAGCAAAGUGGACUAUGUCCUCUUUCAAGCUGCCACGGCCAUCAUGGAGGCAGUGGUCCGAGAGUGGAUUCUCUUGGAAAAGGGCAGCAUUGAGUCCCUGAGAACAUUCCUUUUAACCUAUGUCUUACAGAGGCCCAACCUCCAAAAGUAUGUUCGGGAACAAAUUCUCUUAGCAGUAGCAGUAAUUGUAAAACGAGGCUCACUUGAUAAGUCAAUUGACUGCAAGAGCAUUUUCCAUGAAGUCAGCCAGUUGAUCAGUAGUGGCAAUCCCACUGUGCAAACUCUGGCUUGUUCUAUUCUGACUGCACUAUUGAGUGAAUUCUCAAGUUCAAGUAAAACUAGCAACAUUGGACUGAGUAUGGAGUUCCAUGGUAACUGCAAAAGAGUUUUUCAGGAAGAAGACCUUCGUCAGAUCUUCGUGUUGACGGUAGAAGUUCUUCAGGAGUUCAGCAGGCGGGAAAACCUCAGUGCUCAGAUGUCCUCAGUAUUUCAGCGUUACCUUGCACUCGCCAAUCAGGUCUUAAGCUGGAACUUCCUUCCUCCAAAUUUGGGCAGACAUUAUAUAGCCAUGUUUGAAUCCUCACAAAAUGUUCUGUUAAAGCCAACGGAGUCCUGGCGGGAGACUCUUCUGGACAGCAGAGUCAUGGAGCUUUUCUUUACAGUACAUCGAAAAAUCAGAGAGGAUUCGGAUAUGGCACAAGAUUCUCUGCAGUGCCUCGCCCAGUUAGCUUCUCUGCAUGGACCUGUCUUCCCCGAUGAAGGAGCACAGGUUGACUACCUAGCACACUUCAUUGAGGGUUUACUGAGUACUAUCAAUGGAAUUGAAAUAGAAGAUUCUGAAGCUGUGGGGAUCUCCAGCAUUAUCAGCAACCUGAUAACUGUGUUCCCUCGGAACGUCUUAACUGCCGUUCCAAGUGAACUUUUCUCAUCCUUCGUGAACUGCCUCACACACCUCACUUGUUCUUUUGGGCGAAGUGCUGCACUGGAAGAAGUGCUUGAUAAAGAUGACAUGGUCUACAUGGAAGCAUAUGACAAGUUGCUGGAGUCCUGGCUAACUUUGGUCCAGGAUGACAAACAUUUCCAUAAAGGCUUUUUCACCCAGCAUGCUGUUCAAGUCUUCAAUUCUUACAUUCAAUGCCACCUGGCCGCUCCAGAUGGCACAAGGAAUUUGACUGCCAAUGGUGUGGCCUCUCGUGAGGAAGAGGAAAUAAGUGAGCUUCAAGAGGAUGAUCGAGACCAGUUUUCAGAUCAACUAGCCAGUGUAGGAAUGCUAGGAAGAGUUGCUGCAGAGCACUGUAUACCUCUUCUGACAAGUUUAUUAGAAGAAAGAGUAACAAGGCUCCACAGUCAGUUACAGCGACAUCAGCAGCAGUUACUUGCUUCACCUGGUUCAAGCACCAUUGACAACAAAAUGCUUGAUGACCUCUAUGAAGAUAUUCACUGGCUUAUUUUAGUUACAGGCUACCUCUUAGCUGAUGAUACUCAGGGAGAGACUCCGCUAAUACCUCCAGAAAUAAUGGAAUAUUCCAUUAAGCAUUCAUCUGAAGUUGACAUUAAUACAACACUUCAAAUUUUGGGAUCUCCAGGAGAAAAGGCUUCUUCCAUCCCAGGGUACAACAGAACAGAUUCUGUGAUUAGGCUGUUAUCUGCCGUUCUCAGAGUUUCGGAAGUUGAGUCUCGAGCAAUAAGAGCAGACCUCACUCAUCUGCUAAGCCCUCAAAUGGGCAAAGACAUUGUUUGGUUUCUAAAACGCUGGGCAAAGACUUAUCUCCUGGUGGAUGAGAAGCUAUAUGAUCAGAUAAGUCUGCCAUUCAGUACAGCAUUUGGAGCAGAUACUGAGGGUUCUCAGUGGAUUAUUGGCUACCUCUUACAGAAAGUUAUCAGUAACCUCUCGGUGUGGAGCAGUGAGCAGGACCUUGCAAAUGACACUGUGCAACUCCUUGUCACUUUAGUGGAAAGAAGAGAAAGGGCAAACCUAGUAAUCCAGUGUGAAAACUGGUGGAAUUUAGCUAAACAGUUUGCGAGCCGAAGCCCUCCUCUGAAUUUCCUUUCUAGUCCUGUGCAGAGGACGCUGAUGAAGGCUCUUGUCCUGGGAGGUUUUGCACAGAUGGACACAGAAACCAAACAACAGUAUUGGACUGAGGUUCUUCAGCCACUGCAGCAACGAUUCUUAAGGGUGAUAAAUCAGGAAAACUUUCAGCAGCUGUGCCAACAGGAGGAGGUCAAGCAGGAAAUCACUGCCACACUUGAGGCCCUAUGUGGCAUUGCCGAGGCCACCCAGAUUGACAACGUCGCUAUCCUUUUUAAUUUCUUAAUGGACUUCCUUACCAAUUGCAUUGGAUUGAUGGAAGUUUACAAAAAUACCCCAGAGACUGUCAAUCUCAUAAUAGAAGUUUUUGUUGAAGUUGCACAUAAACAGAUAUGCUAUCUUGGAGAGUCUAAAGCGAUGAACUUAUAUGAAGCCUGCCUUACUUUGUUGCAAGUAUACUCUAAGAAUAAUUUGGGGCGGCAGAGAGUGGAUGUUACAGCUGAGGAGGAGCAGUACCAGGACCUGCUUCUCAUUAUGGAACUUCUUACAAACCUUCUGUCAAAAGAGUUCAUAGACUUCAGUGAUACAGAUGAAGUAUUCAGAGGACAUGAGCCGGGGCAAGCAGCAAACAGGUCUGUGUCAGCUGCAGAUGUGGUUUUAUAUGGAGUCAACCUAAUUCUUCCCUUGAUGUCACAAGAUCUCUUGAAGUUCCCAACCCUAUGUAAUCAAUACUACAAAUUGAUCACAUUUAUCUGUGAGAUUUUUCCUGAAAAAAUACCACAACUUCCUGAAGACCUCUUCAAAAGUCUGAUGUGCUCUCUAGAAUUGGGAAUGACUUCAAUGAGCUCAGAGGUUUGCCAGCUGUGCCUGGAGGCCCUGACACCACUGGCUGAACAGUGCGCAAAAGCUCAGGAGACAGACUCACCAUUGUUUCUAGCAACACGGCACUUUCUGAAGCUGGUUUUUGAUAUGCUGGUUCUGCAGAAGCACAACACGGAGAUGACGACAGCAGCCGGUGAGGCGUUCUACACGCUGGUGUGCCUGCACCAGGCCGAGUACUCUGAAUUGGUUGAAACAUUACUGUCAAGUCAACAAGACCCCAUUAUUUACCAGAGGUUAGCAGAUGCCUUCAACAAGCUCACUGCAAGCAGUACCCCUCCUACGCUGGAUCGGAAGCAGAAGAUGGCCUUCUUAAAGAGUUUAGAAGAGUUUAUGGCAAAUGUUGGUGGUCUCCUAUGUGUAAAAUAAAGAACAAAACUCUAUGCUUAAUUUAGAUCCUUUCUGCAAAGUGCACUGAAUUGCUAAAAGUUGAGUUGAGUAUUAUCCUGUCUUCAGUUCCUUGGCCAUUGGGGUUUGGGAGAGAUUGGCAGUUUGACAUGCAACCAGUGUGGUGAGACAGGAGAGCCCACAUCCAGUCAGCAUUUGCUGUUAGGUGACCGCAGUUGGUCACAAGUGUUCUGUGGGUUUGGAAUGGCGAUUUAACCUUUUCAAAAUGAAAUUUCAUAUAUGUGCAAACAGAUAUGGGCACCAUGAAAUUAUGUUCAGUGCCUUUUCCCUCUUUGUCAAAUGUUAGGUGGCUAGCCAAAGUUUAGAAUUUUCAUCAUGAAAUAUUGGGUGGAUAUAUACUUGUAUGCUUGGUGAUAUUUCUCAAAUGUUUUCUGUCAACCACCUGCAGUGCUGAGGCACUGGGCCCAACUAGAGGCCCUCAGAGUCAUAAUUUCUGUUUGUGGACCAUGGGAUUCUUCAUUUUAAUAAACUUCUCCCCUCUGCUACCCCAAAAGUUUUGAAUCAAUGCAAGAGAUGCUGAAAACUCUGAGAAGGCUUUGUGCUUUGGUGCUUUUUCUCCCAGCGAUUCAGUUUUGAGUUUGGCAGGAGGAAAGGCAUUGGCAGGUGCUCACUGGCCUCAUAACACUGGCUGGUGUGCAGAUUUUGUGGAAUAUAGGUCUCUAGUCAAACUCUGAUGCCUGAACUUGAGGAGGAAAAUACAUGUAUAUUUUUGUUCCCUAAAAAAUACUUUAGGAACUGUAGCCAUUUCAUUGCCUUAAUUUUAAGAAGAAAGGACAAAAAAAAGAUCUGUUUUAGCAAGAAAUGCAGUCCUGAUGCUUCAGAGCUGGUUAGGGUAUAAGCUCCUCUGAAUUUGGUGCCCAUUUUGUGGUGUAUUCAUGUCACUUUGUGAGGGAAAUGGAGGCUCAUCAUAUGUAGUCUAAGUCUUCGAGUAUGUUUCUGCCCAGCCUCUUAGCCAUGGCUAUAGUAUUCUACUCUGAAUGGCUUGCUUAAGCAAUAAGUAUUUUAAAGGAUGGGAGUGACUACUGCAGAUUUUAGACAUUGGGGCAUUAGGGAUAAUAAUUAUGUUCGAGUGGGUUAUUUCCUCAUUUCACAGGAACCAUGUAAAUUUAGGAGAUAAAAAAAUCCCCUUUGACCCUCUAGUUUGUCUAAUCAAGAUUUUACUGCUGCCAUGCUACCCUUAAAUUAUGGAAAUGAAAGCUAAUUUAUAAACCGCAGGCAUAUGAAAGAUAAUUUAUAAUUAAGACACAUGGCCUGCUGCCGUGUCAAAGUCACAUGGCACAGUGACACUGUUUCAAGGGGUGGAUGUCCUGUUGUGCUCUUGAUACCUCUGUGCUAAACUGUCUCUGGAAUGUUUACUGUCUGGAUUGCGUGUAGCACAUGCACCUUCACAGUGAUGCUGUGUGAAACCCUGUAACUGUUAUUAACAGUUAACGUUACCAAACAGGAUCAUCGAAGUUCCACCCAGCUUGACAUGCUACUUAGACACGUGCUGAUGCAGAACUGGAGCCAGAGCUUUGAGGACCAUUUCUGUUAGUUGUCACCAUCAAGUAACAGUAGAGGGGGAACAAAAUCAUCCUAAGACAGCUAGUAAAAAAUUGUCACUUUUCAUGAAACAUACGUUGUGUUUUUAAAAAUGCUUUGAACCAUUCAUUUAUUUUUAGAUUUCUUUUUCUCCCCAUAACAAACCUUGAAGUCAUGGCACCAGUAACCACUGUUUUGCAUUUUUCUUGGUGUGGUAUGUCUCCCAGCUCUGCAUGCCUUCUCAGUGGUUGUAAGCCACGUAUCUGUGUGUAAUGAGUGUAGUCCCUUUGCCAAAGGACACUGGGACACACAGCUGACUGGCUAGGUCCACUGGCCAUGACAAAACUGUAAUCAAGUUUUUAAAAACAAAAAUGAGUAGAAAAGGGAUGCCUUGGGAAAUAAAAAGUCAUCUGUAUUUAAUAACUGUUACCUAGAUGGAAAUGUAUGUGCUAAAUUUGCCCAGAUGCUGUUAAUAAUACUGCAGUGUCAUUAGACGACUGUUAAUAAAAACAAGAUGUACUUCACAGUGGACCAAAUAAGCCUUCACAUGUCACCAGAAUGUGAUUAGUGGCAAACAGGAAGAAGGAGGCAACACUUUUUUAGGUAAUGGGGACGCCACUUAACUGUAGCAGCUAGACCCUUUCCAGGUGUUUGUGUGUAUGUUUUCCUGGUUGGUAUUUGUUUAGUUUUGGUCUUUUUGUUUUAUUUUGUUCACAUUUAUCUUUCGCUAUGCUUAUGGCUUUCCAGUUUUGUGGGAUUUGUUUUAAUGCUCUCAGCCCAGUGGGAGUUAAGAACACUGGCUUAAUUUUAGUAAAUUGAUUUUUACUAUUACAACUGAUUGUUAAGUUGUCCAAAGAGUUUUAAAAACAAGAACAUUAUUUGUGCCCCUCCCAGUUGAUAGAUGUUAAAGGAAUACUGUCAAGUAUUUCAUUUUUUUUAGAAUUUUGUGUUAAAUGAAAUUUAUGUUUAUGCAUAGUAACCUUUAACAUCUAGUGUUUUAGUUUUUUAGUUCAUUCUUUGUUUGAUUUUAUUUUCCUGGUCCUGUUUGUUUUCCUGAGGCACAAGCUCUGUGGACUUUGUAUUUUUACAAUUGGAAUCGGUGUUAACAGCACCUGUCACUAUACUCUUGUAGCUCUGUUACAAGGAUUGGGUUUUUUAUGGUUCCUCUAGAUGGGUGGCUGCCCUAGAUGGGUGUCAACUCAACUAUGUUGACAGUACUUUACAGUGUUAUUUUCAGUUAUUUGAGUCUUUCUUUCUUGCUGUUUUUUUUUUUUGUUGUUGUUGGAGGACAGUAGCAUGUUAACAUCACUGCAUUGAGUUUUCUUCUGGUAUAAAGAGACAUUUUAUGUAAAAAAAAAAAACUUUGCAAUCUUUUUCAAACUAAUUUUAAGAACUUAAUCUUAGUUCAUUGUAAGCUGUGUAUCUAAUUAUAUUACAUUACUCUGUUCAGAUGAGAUGAUUACUCUUUUUCACAAUUUUCAUUUCAAAACCCAGUGUCUGUAUAAUCCAACCUUCCGGUAACAUUCUCCUUACUGUCUUUGAUUGAACUUUCUCUUCUACAAAAACUGUCAAGUCUGUAUUUGUAAUGUUACCAUAUUUCUCAUUUCUGUUAAUACUUGUAUGAACCCUUGAAGAUUGAAGGGAACUAGCUAUUGAUUUCAAGGAUUUCAAGUCUGAGUAUCGUAGGAGACCAUGUCAAUUGAACCCUUAAAAUACUUUUUUGCCUUUUACAAUUUUACUUGUUUCUGUUUGCCACCUUUGUCAUUAGAGGUGGUUGUCAUUUAACCUUAUUAAGUUAGCUGUCUGAUGGAUAAUUGUCAUUAUUGGUUCCUGAGUAAUAUCUUAACUGUUAAGUCAGAAGAAACCUCAGUACUUCUUAGGGUUUUCUUUUUCAACUAGAGAAUAAGGAAUUGAUUUGGAUAUGAGUUUUUAACAUAACUUUCUAUAAAUUCUGCUGCAAAACAACAGCUGAUUUAAGGGUAUGAUAAUGUUUUAAAUUAUUUUAAAGUGUGAGUGUAUAUCCUCUGACUUGGUAAAUAACUAUGUUCUGAAAACACUGCAUUUAAGAAUUCGUUAAAAAUUGAUUUUCUGAAAUUAAAAAAUGUCCAGAUUAGGUGUAUUGCUGAGCUCAAAUUUGAUAUGAACUGCCAUGGUUGAAGUUGAACUUUAAAAAUUUUCAUUUAGAUGUGAGAUGUUAAGUAUUUUUGGUUAGUUAUAAGGGGAACCCAUGACAUAUUUAGCCAAAGAAUAUAUUCGGUUCAGGUAAAUGUACAAGCUUAACAAUGGGCAUCCACUCUGCUCCAGAGGACUGGUGGAGUGAUCUGCUUAUAACCUCUAGCUCCCUAAGUCCGUGAAGACUGAGCUACUCUAAGAUGGUGGUGGUGAUAGAAGGAGUGGCUUGCACAUAUUAGCAUCCUUAGGUUCAUAUGCACACCGGUUUGUCCUCCUCACCCCCUGGGGUUUGCUCCUCACCUGUUCCCAGGCCUUCCCAGCAGUGGAGAGAUUUUCUUUUCAGUCUAGAUUCUUAGACCUCAGCUAUUAGGAGCUGUCAGGUAUGUACUAAUAACUUACCUUCUUAGCCUGAAAUUAAAUAUUGCACCUGCACUAUGCACCUAACAGGAAUCUGACCUCAAGUGUGUUCAGAGCUUAGGCUUUCUGUUGUAGUGUCAUCUAUCACAUAAAAUUAUGACAGAUUGCAAAUAUUGGUGUUGCUACCAUUCAGAACAUGUAAAAAUUUUUAAAAUUUAUAAAUAUUAAAAUUUUAAACUUACACUAAGAGGUUGGUUUUUUGGGGCAACCCAGGGACAAGUAUACUGUUUAUUUACCUCUAUUAACAUUACUAAUGAAGGUGUAAAGUUGCAUUUAAUUUUUCAAAAGAUGCUACAAUACAAUUUUAGGAAAUAAAUCAAGGCUAUGUAUUGAGCCAGUAAAAAGCCGAAUAUCAAAUUGAUAAAAUUUUAUUUGUAUUUUUAAAUCCAUAAAUGGGAGUUAUUAUGUGU